Molecule: messenger RNA, 816 nt
Organism: Medioppia subpectinata
Lineage: Eukaryota; Metazoa; Arthropoda; Arachnida; Sarcoptiformes; Oppiidae
Source: the annotation of a GenBank genome assembly
AUGUUGAGUGAUGACAAACCUCAGGUUUUGGCCACAAAAUCAACUGGACACAUUAAGGGCUGUGUGCUCGAUAAGUUGGCGAUAUAUGGGUUACUGAAUCUCUUUACGGAUAUAACCGCGUGCCGUUGGAAUCCAGAACUGCCAUACGUAACGCUAAUCAUGGGCGUUGUAUAUUUUGUGUGCUGGGUCAUUUACCAACUCACUAACCAGGGCAAAUUACCACAGAUUUUCAAAUCUGUUUGCUUUACCACAUUCUCAUCCAUAUUCACAGGUCUGAGCAAUAUCUGUUUGACUAUGGAUAAUAACGAUAAAUCACCAUCAGUGACUGACAAUGAUCAGGAUCAUUUUGAUAGUUUUAUCAAACAACAUGAAUGCGUUAAGAAUUAUGUGCUCGAUGUGUUGGCGAUAUAUGUUCCCAAAGCGAUCACGAUAAUUUUGACUUAUGGCGUACAAUUGAUGCUGAUUCUACUGGGCUCAAUUUAUGUGACUAACUGUCGGAGCGCACCCGAACUACCUAUUGUGACAAUAAUAAUGGGUACUUUGUAUGCCGUGUGCUGGACAGUCUACCACAACACUGAACCUGGUAAAUUGGCCCAGAAGUUUAAAAUUGCAUGCUACACGAUUGCCAUAUGUGUGUUUAUAGUCUUAUUGGCCGCAUUAUCCCGAGCUAUAUAUUACAACCCCCAGUAUUACCCAUACUGUUCGGGUGCGUUAAUCACACCGGUGUCCACGUUUGUCAUUGUUGUUUUAACCGUGGUGAUUAAAUUGAAGGUGAUUGAUCCGGUGGCUAAAGUGCUAAAGUCAAGAAAAACCUAC